AUGGACCGUCUCAAAACGUCGGCUGUGGGCCAAAAGGUGGUGUCGUACGUGAGCGCGCGGUCGCCCGUAUGGGGCGCGACCUAUCUGCGCCACAGAUCGAAAAUCCUCUGGUCUAUCUACAUGGUGCUUUUUCUGUCCAAUUUUGCUGGAGUGGGCUCCAAGCGCAGCAAGAAAAAGGCCAGGAAGGAGGAGAAGGAGGAGGAGCGCAAGGCCGAGCGCGAGGUGCUGGGCUCGGCCAACGCCAUUCCGGAAAAGAAGGUCAAGAGCGAAAUCAACAGAGAGUUCUUUCUCAAGUUCAAACGGGUCAUCAAGGUCAUGUUUCCGAACGGCCUGCGAUCCAAGGAGUUCUGGCUGCUGUGUCUGCACACCAUGUUUCUCAUCAUGCGGUCCGUCAUCUCUCUGUACGUGGCCAAUCUGGAUGGUAAACUGGUUUCCGAUCUGGUCAGAGGUAAAGGCCGGGCCUUUCUGUGGGGAAUUGUCUGGUGGAUGGUUGUGUCUGUGCCCGCCACCUUCACCAACUCCAUUCUCUCCUACCUCCAGUGCAUUUUGGCGCUGAGAUACAGAAACAACCUGACCCAGCACAUUGUGGGCGAGUAUCUGCCCGAAAGCGGUAACCCCGUCUACUACUCGAUCCAUAAUCUCGACGACCGAAUCAAAAACGCUGACCAGCUCAUCGCCGUUGAUGUUCAACGGCUCUCACACUCCGUUUCCCAUCUCUACUCGAACCUCGCAAAGCCCACGCUCGACAUGUUCCUCUACUCGUGGUCGCUGUCUCGAAACCUUGGAGGAGAAGGCAUGCUUUUGGUAGGUUUCCUGAUCCAGGGCUCCGCCGUCGUCAUGCGAGCGCUCACACCUCCCUUUGGCCGAUACGCCGCCACCGAGGCAGCCCUGGAAGGAGAGUUCCGAUUCGAACACACUCGUCUGAUUGAGUACGCUGAAGAGGUUGCACUUUACAACGGCCAGGAGCACGAGAAGACAAUUCUCGACAAGGGAUACUUUGCGCUGAUUAAACACAAGAACCGAAUUCUCGUCCGACGACUGUACCAUUCGUUCAUGGAGGAUUUUAUCAUCAAGUACUUCUGGGGAGCUCUGGGUCUGGCUCUCUGUUCCAUCCCCAUCUUCUUCAAGGUACCUGGCGUGGACGUUGCUUCUGCCGCAGCCUCUGGCUCCCGAACGGAAAAGUUUGUCACCAACAGACGAAUGCUUCUGUCGUGUUCCGACGCCUUUGGCCGAAUCAUGUUUUCGUAUAAGGAGAUUGCGCAGCUGUCCGGCUACACUGCCCGAGUGGUGGCGUUAAUGGACGUAAUGGAGGAUAUCAAGCAUGGCAACUUUGACAAGAACCAGAUUUCCGGCAAGCAGGUGGACGCCCGGCACGAAAAGACACUGGCUUCUGUCACUGAGUCGUCGCUCGUCAAGACCCGAUACUCCGACCCCUCUGAGGCUUCUGGAAAGACCAUCAUUGGCUCGGACAUCAUCUUUGACCGUGUCCCUGUGGUUUCUCCCUCUGGCGACGUGCUUGUUCCGGAGUUGUCGUUUGAGGUCAAAUAUGGGCGCCAUCUACUCAUCGUGGGACCCAACGGAUGCGGAAAGUCGUCUCUGUUCCGAAUUCUCGGAGGACUGUGGCCCGUCUACGCUGGUACGCUCACUAAACCUCCCUCAUCAGAUAUCUUUUACAUUCCCCAAAGACCUUAUCUCUCUCGAGGUACUCUUCGACAGCAGGUCAUCUACCCCUCUACCGAGGCCGAGAACAAGACUUCCGACAAAGAGCUGGAAGAAAUUCUCAAGAUUGUCAAGAUUGAUCACAUUGUGGAGGCUGUUGGAGGCUGGGAUGCCGAGCGAGAGUGGCGAGAAGACCUGUCCAUGGGCGUACAGCAGCGAAUCGCUAUGGCGCGUCUCUUCUACCACAAGCCGAAGUUUGCCAUUCUCGACGAGUGUACUUCUUCGGUGACCGCCGAUAUGGAGUAUGUCAUGUACACGCAUUCUCAGGAGCUGGGCAUUUCUCUGCUGUCUGUGUCGCAUCGAACUUCGUUGUGGAAGUAUCACGAUCUUAUUCUCCAGUUUGAUGGCCAGGGUGGUUAUCUCUUUGGCGACCUGGACCCCGAAGAGCGACUCAAGGUUGAGGAGGAGAGCCGACAGCUGGAUGCUUACAUUCGAAGCGUUCCUGAUAUGGAAGAACGUCUAGCAAUGCUCAAGGCGUCUGUUGCUCAGUAG
Messenger RNA from Yarrowia lipolytica CLIB122, 2211 nucleotides. RefSeq lists its product as uncharacterized. NCBI's taxonomy places the organism in Eukaryota, Fungi, Ascomycota, Dipodascomycetes, Dipodascales. Gene Ontology annotation, molecular function: ATP hydrolysis activity; ATP binding; ABC-type transporter activity. Gene Ontology annotation, biological process: long-chain fatty acid import into peroxisome; very long-chain fatty acid catabolic process; peroxisome organization. The record is from RefSeq and is a predicted model, not a curated record. Gene Ontology annotation, cellular component: peroxisomal membrane.